AUGCAUUGGAAACUGUUUGUGUCACUGCUCCCGCACCUGCUCGUUUGUAACUCCGUGGCCAGAUCUGUUAUUUACGAAAAUGUUGAGGACGAUGUCGUCGCCGUUGGCUCGCUCAUUCGUGAGGUACGUCAGCCGGCGCCGUUACAAGUCGCCGCUGAAGUGAGGGACCUAAUGAGCGCCGGUAACGCACCGAGUGCUAAAAAACACAUGAAAAACGCAUCUGGCAAAUCAGACGAGGGUGGUUACUACAGAACCUAUGGGAGCGACGCGGAGGGUGAGAAGGGUUACUUGAAGGAAACCUACGGUAAAGGUGAUCACGGCUACAAGACUCUCGACACCUUCCACAAACGGGAUGGCGACAAAUACGAAUUUGAGACGCAAACCACUUACGGCAAGGGCCACGCUGACGACAAGAAACAUCAUCAUAACGAGAAAAAGGAUCGCGAUCACGAGGGCGCGGGUACCAUGAUGAAUGCGGACUACGCCGGUGAAGCGAGUGAUCACGAUGAGGGAAGCGAGUACUCGCAGUAUACCGAGGGCGACGAUGGGGAUCAUUAUAGUGGCCAUUACACGGAGAAAGAGCCGGAAUCUUACAGCCACAGCGAGAAUUAUUCCUCGGGAGAUGGUGACGAGGGAUCUUACGAAAAGCAUAGCUCUUACAGCUCUGAUGGGGACGAGGGAGAGGAGGGAGAUCAUUAUUAAUUUUAUCAGUGUAUAUCA
Molecule: messenger RNA, 720 nt
Organism: Vollenhovia emeryi
Lineage: Eukaryota; Metazoa; Arthropoda; Insecta; Hymenoptera; Formicidae
Product: spore wall protein 2-like
Exons: 3
Coding region: 1-702 (233 amino acids)
Source: RefSeq, a predicted model, not a curated record